Zygosaccharomyces rouxii is the source of this 1236-nucleotide messenger RNA. It is a transcript of the gene UTR2, whose product is annotated as chitin transglycosylase UTR2. Gene Ontology annotation, cellular component: fungal-type cell wall. The transcript has a single exon. NCBI's taxonomy places the organism in Eukaryota, Fungi, Ascomycota, Saccharomycetes, Saccharomycetales, Saccharomycetaceae. Gene Ontology annotation, biological process: carbohydrate metabolic process; fungal-type cell wall organization. Gene Ontology annotation, molecular function: glycosyltransferase activity; hydrolase activity, hydrolyzing O-glycosyl compounds. The coding region runs from base 1 to 1236 and encodes 411 amino acids. The record is from RefSeq and is a predicted model, not a curated record.
AUGCAAUUGGUUCAGUCGAUUUGGUUAGCACUCAUAUUGCUAUGGGCCCACGUAAAGGCUGACGAGGUCAUUCAAUGCAAUUCUACAACCAGUUGUCCUCAGGACAUGCCAUGUUGCUCACAAUUUGGUGAAUGUGGUACUGGUGACUAUUGCUUAGGUGGGUGUAACCCAAGCUUUUCAUACAGUCUCAACGCAUGUAUGGCAAUGCCCAUUUGUAAGGACAGCAGCUUUAAUUUUGGUGAUAACUAUACUUCUAAAGUUCUUAAAAAGGAAAAAUACAUGGGUAACGCAUCCCAAGGUGAUUGGGCAUAUACAGGAUAUUUGAUGGACUACAACGAUGAAGAUAGUAUGGUGAUUGCAAUGCCCAAAUAUACCGGUGGUACAGUUUUGAGUUCUACAAGAUACAUCUGGUAUGGUAAGGUCAGUGCUAAAUUAAAGACAUCGCGUGGAAAAGGUGUGGUGAGUGCAUUCAUUUUAUUCUCUGAUGUACAAGAUGAAAUUGAUAAUGAGUGGAUUGGUUCAAACUUGGGCCAACUUCAAACCAAUUAUUAUUUCGAAGGUGUCUUAAACUAUACGCAUGGUCACAGAAUUAAUACUAGUGAUACUUUUGAUAAUUAUCAUACCUAUGAAAUUGAUUGGCAAGAGGAUAAGCUAACAUGGUCAGUUGAUGGUGUAGUGGGCAGGACCCUUCAUAAGAAUGAUACUUAUAACCAUACCACUAAUAAAUACAUGUAUCCUCAGACUCCUUCUCGUGUACAGAUUUCACUAUGGCCAGGAGGUAAUGCAACUAGUAGUGACAGCGUGAAAGAAUGGGCCGGUGGUGAAAUUGAUUGGGAUUCAGCUGAUAUGAAAGAUCCUGGUUAUUACUACAUGCUCCUCAAUGAAAUUAACGUUACUUGUUAUGAUCCGCCAGCAAAUACUGAGCGUAGUGGAUCUUCCGCCUAUUCGUACAUCAAUUCUGACAGAUAUCUUUCAAAAGAUGUGGCCAUUACGGAUAACGAAACGAUGUUGUACUCUUACAAAGGUAGCGGGUUAGAACCAAAAUUGGGCAAGCAAAAUCACACUGGCAAGUCUAGUAGUUCUCAAUCCUCAACAGCACUGCCGCCAGGUGCUUCCACAGCAUUUUAUCAAAACAUAAAAAGUACUAACAGUAAAACUGUUAACAAGAAUGCAGGUACUGUGAGAAGACCUGGUGCUUUGGCGGUAGUCGCAUUGAUUUUAAGUCACAUAAUAUGA